AUGAAUCAAGAAUAUCAGAAAGUCGAAAACGAAGCUCAAAAGCAGAGAUUUUUUAACGUCCUUUUGCAAGUCCUUGAUGAUUUGGAAAUAUUGGCCAAAGUUCCAUACAUUUUAACCCCAAACUAUUUUCAUAAAUUGCAAAAAUUUCUCUGCAAAGAUGACCUGGAGUGCAUCAAAUAUUUUUUGGUAUCAUCUUGUGAGGUUCGAAAAACUACGGAAUUUGGUGCUGCAGAUGACAAUUCAGCCCACUUCAUGUCAAUAAUAAAAAAGAACAACCCCUUACUGGAGCAUAUAAGAACACAGCAAAAUAUGGAGCCCACAGUUUUGCAUUUAAUAGAAUUCAUAAAUACCGUUUUAGGUUUAUUUCAAGAUAGAUUAUCCUUCACUGGCGUCGAAGCUAUAGAAAUCAAUCAAAAAUUGCGUGCGGCAUACCACAGGAACAAGUUUUACAAGGAGAGGAUUGAGUUUUUUACGAAGCAACAGCAAACGCUUGAAGAGGAAUUGGGAGGCGUUUUAAGUCAGCAAACGGCAAUUCUGGAUGGUUGUAAAGUCGAGAUUGAAGCUGCGCAAAAGGCGAACAAAAAGUUGAUGGAGGAGAAAAUGAAGCAAACUUUGAAGAUAAUGAGCGAUCAGACUCAAAUCAGCGAAGAAAAGCAGGAGUUUUUGGUGGAAGAAUUCGAAACAAUCAAGAGCGAAUACGAUAACCUUCUAAUUUCCCAUAUAGAGAUAGAGAAGAAACUGCGAGCCAAACGAUCGAAAGCUGAGGCUCAGCUACACUCGUGGAUAACGAAGUACGACACCGAUAUCGGGGACAAACAGGCGGAGUUUGAGAAACUCACGGAACAAUACGAAGAGCUGGACAAAAUCUACGUCAAACUGGAGGAAGACACCGUCGAACAAGAACCGAUAUACGAGCAAUGCGUUGAAGAAAAGGAGGCAGAACAAGAGGAAGUGCACAAUCAAUGCUCCAUAGUGUUUCUUCUCAAUAGAUCCGCCAGAAGGAUUCAGAGAUACUGGAGGUUAUACCACUUGAAAGUCAGCAAACGAAGGAAAAAAGCUUAGUGUAAAAUGUAGUAAAGACAAUAAAAUAUCGAUCAAACAUCCGCUGUUUCAAUCGACAUAGGGCGUAAAGCCGACUGUACCAUACAAAAAUAGUCAACCUUCUAAUAACUGUCUUAAGGAUAUCAACAAGGACUUAACUGUCUUAAGAAUGUC
Molecule: messenger RNA, 1215 nt
Organism: Brassicogethes aeneus
Lineage: Eukaryota; Metazoa; Arthropoda; Insecta; Coleoptera; Nitidulidae
Source: the annotation of a GenBank genome assembly